AUGUCAACUACUUCUUCGCAGUCAACUGAAAAGCGCCAUAUGUCCCCUUAUGUACAUUAUCAUUGCUCAUGUCCUGAUUUAGUUAAAAAUGAUAAUGAUAAAAAAGAAGUAACAGAGCAUUGUCAUCAAAUACGUUGUCCAAGAUGUGUACAAGAAGAAAUAGUCUGUUAUUAUUGUCCUAAUUGUUUAUUUGAAGUUCCAACGGCUAGUGUAAAAAGUGAAAGGAAUAGAUGUGCAAGAAAUUGUUUUCAAUGUCCAAUAUGUCAAAAUACACUUUCGAUUGUUGCUUCCACUGAAUCAACACCAUCAUCUCUCACUUCUUCAACAGCACUAAUUACUACCACAGAUUCUACCACGAUUUCACCUGAGACAAUUAGCGGUGCGCCAUACUAUUUUUCAUGUGGUGUUUGUCGAUGGGACUCGCAAGAAAUUGGAAUGACUUUUGAGAAAGCAACUGGACUAGCAUCACAACUUCAAAAAGCAGAAGACGAAAGACCUGAUGUUAAAGAAUUUGAUCAUCUCAAAGAACAUUUUGAAAAACAUUUACGACACACUACUCCAGCUGCAACAUUGCCAACAUCCAUUACAGGGAUAGGUAAUUUUAGUAGUAGAUAUGGUAGUGUGGCUAUUCCUGGUGGAUUAUCUCAUACCCAACAAAAAUCGGAUGAUCUUGCCCCAUAUGAAGCUGCCAUUAGAGUUGAAAAUGAAAGCGUAUUGGUUGAUGAUUUGGUUCAAUUAAAAGAUAUCAAUCAAAUUACAACAUUAAUGCAAAGAAUGAAUCAACUAAGCGAUCAACCAUACAAAGUAGAUCACCUUCAACCACAGCGUACACAUCUUCGUACAAAACGUGUUAAAAGAUGUAGACAAUGUCGUCACAUACUAAUAAAACCUGAACAAAAAGCUCAAUCAACUAGAUUUAAAAUUAAACUUAUUGCUUUAGCCUACAUUCCAAAAAUUACUAUUAUGAGUCUACCAAAACUUAUACUAAAUCAAACCACCCAGAUUAUUUUAAAGUUUUCAAAUCCAUUGUACGAAGAAGCUAUAUUAGAUUUAGAUGUGCAAGAUGCAGAAUUUGGAAAAAUUAAAGUUCUUGCGCCGCAUUUUAGUAUUGCACCAUAUAAUGAAGUAUGGGAAUAUGAUGAACAAGACUCGAUUCCUUCAAAGUCUCGCUCUCAAAUAUCUGGUACACCCAAAUCCGAUAUUGGUAUUUAUGAAAGAAGAAGUAAUUCUACAAGCAUCAUUUUGGAAAUCACACCCGAAGCUGAAGUAGAAGAGUUUAAGUUUGCAUUAUUGGUUACUUGUACUAGCAAGAUUACUGAUGAUAAUAAUAUUGAAUCAUCAAUUUUAUCCACUGAUACUACUAAAGCAAUCAUGCCGGAUUCUAAAUCUGAUGAUAAUCUUGACACUAAAACUGAAGAUAAUUCAAAUGAGAAACUUAAAAUUGAUUCAUCAUUAUCAUUUAAUGAGGAUAAUCAAGUUACGAAAAGUUUAUCAUUUUGGGUUGUAAUUGGGUUAGGAUCAGUGGUAAAUACUAGGCACACAGUCACUGGUUCUGUUAGAAUUUCUAGUAGU
Molecule: messenger RNA, 1572 nt
Organism: Entrophospora candida
Lineage: Eukaryota; Fungi; Glomeromycota; Glomeromycetes; Entrophosporales; Entrophosporaceae
Source: the annotation of a GenBank genome assembly